AUGGCUAUCGGCGACUCGAUGGUUGAGAAAGAGAGGAUCGAGCUGUCCGAGAGCGUCAAGGUUGAAUCCGCAAGUACACUCGACGAUGAGUUGCAAAGAAGUUUGGAGAGAAAGCUCGUCCGUAAGCUGGACGCGACCUUGAUGCCAAUUGUGUGGAUUCUUUACUUUUUCAACUAUCUUGACCGCAACAACAUCGCGCAGGCUAAACUCGGCAACCUCGACAAGGAUCUUGGCCUCAAGGGCAACCAGUUCAACGUUGCAGUCUCGAUCCUCAACGUUGGCUAUGUGCUCAUGCAACUUCCGUCUAACAUGAUUUUGACAAAGGUUCGCCCCUCGAUUUACAUUCCAGCCUGUGCUAUGCUGUGGUCUUGCGUGUCAGCAGCCACGGCUGGCACAAACAAUUACUCCGGGUUGGUCGCCGUGCGAUUUUUCCUUGGUGUCGUCGAGGCGCCAUUCUGGCCGGGUGCCUUCUACAUGCUCAGUGCUUGGUACACGCGAAAGGAACUCGCCCUUCGCACUGCAAUUUUAUACUCGGGUCUCGUUCUUGCCACGGCAUUCUCUGGUCUCAUCGCUGCCGGAGUCUUCGCUGGCCUCGACGGUGUUCACGGACUCGAGGGAUGGCGAUGGCUGUUCAUCAUUGAGUCCGCCGCGUCAUUUGCGUGUGCCUUCGUCGCCAUGUGGAUCUGCGUUGACUUCCCGGAGUCUCGCAGUGGCGCAGGCCAAUGGCUGUUUAGCGAAGAGGAGAAGAAGCUUGCCAUCGACCGAAUUGCGCGGGACAGGGUCACGGCCCCGGUAGACAAGCAGUCAGUAAGACACGGCCUGUGGCUAGCUAUCAAAGACUAUCGCACAUGGGUCUUCUCCCUUAUGCUCUGCAGCAACCAUUCAGCGUACGGCUUCGUCAAUUUCUACCCUACCAUCGUCAAAGGUUUCGGCCUGGGCUCAAGAACCAUCACUCUAGUUUGUACUGCUCCACUGUACCUCAUCGGCGCGCUUAUCUCUUUCGCUGUGGCCUUCAGCUCGGAUCGCAAUAAAGAGCGCGGCUGGCACAUCUCUAUUCCACUCUGCGGUGCCAUUGCCGGCUACAUCGUCACCGUCGCUACCCUGAACGUACCCGCGCGGUACUUCGCCUCGUUCCUCUACAUCGGCGGUUGCUUUGGCUCCAACGCAAUCGUGUAUACAUGGGCAUCAGCGACGCUGAACGAAACGGCCGCGAAACGUGCGUGUGCCACGGCUAUCGUGAACAUUAUUUCUCAAUUCGGCAACAUCUGGUCGCCGUACUUCUUUCGCCCCCAAGACGCGGAUCGAUACAUUCUGGCAAUGCUGUUGAUGAUGGGCUUCUCCGCGCUCAGCGUGUCGACGUGUCUGUUCAUGAAGUGGGAUCUGAGACGGGCGAACGCCAAACUCCGAGAGGAGGCAGACCGUAGCGGUCAAGACGUCAACCUCUACCAACUUUAG
Messenger RNA from Verruconis gallopava, 1455 nucleotides. RefSeq lists its product as uncharacterized. Gene Ontology annotation, biological process: transmembrane transport. The coding region runs from base 1 to 1455 and encodes 484 amino acids. The transcript is spliced from 4 exons. Gene Ontology annotation, cellular component: membrane. The record is from RefSeq and is a predicted model, not a curated record. Lineage: Eukaryota; Fungi; Ascomycota; Dothideomycetes; Venturiales; Sympoventuriaceae. Gene Ontology annotation, molecular function: transmembrane transporter activity.